AUGACGAUCACAACGUGGGAGCAAAAGGAAGCCAGCUCAGACUGCAGCAGCGAUUCCACCAGAGUGGACUUGACCAGCCAAUAUUCUUCUCAACUCGUCGGUCAACUUCUUCGACGGCUACUGGAAAAGUUGGCUAGCGGAGGCUUCCGCUCCGUCGAGGUCACGAUAGCAUUCUGCAAGCGGGCUGCAAUUGCGCAGCAGAUCACCUGCUGCUUGGCGGAGAUGUUCUUCGACAAAGCCCCAGCCAGAGCAAAGCAGCUCAAGGAAACUUUUGCUCGAACCAGGGCAGGGCCACUGUAUGGACUGCCCAUUCGCAUCAAGGAGUCGUUCAAUGUCCCCGGUGCUCCAACUACGCUUGGGUUCGUCGGAUUCCUCGACCGGGCCCCCGCGUCCACGAGUUCUGCCUGGGUCGAAAUCCUGAACAACUCCGGGGCUGUGCUCUAUGUCAAGACAAAUGUUCCCCAGGUGCUAAUGACUCCCGACCCCCAUAACAAUGUCUUCGGUCGUGUUCUCAGCCCGCACGGGCGGAGCCUAACCGCUGGGGGGAGCAGCGGCGGAGAGGAAGCGUUGGUGGCGAUGAGAGGCUCCACCCUCGGCGUUGGGACAGAUAUCGCCGGCUCCAUUCGCAUGCCCGCCCUCUGCUGUGGCGCAUUCGGUUUCAAACCCACGGCUUGCCAUAUUUCAUAG
Aspergillus bombycis is the source of this 687-nucleotide messenger RNA. RefSeq names its product general amidase-B. NCBI's taxonomy places the organism in Eukaryota, Fungi, Ascomycota, Eurotiomycetes, Eurotiales, Aspergillaceae. Bases 1 to 687 code for a protein of 228 amino acids. The transcript has 2 exons. The record is from RefSeq and is a predicted model, not a curated record.